Molecule: messenger RNA, 1520 nt
Organism: Arabidopsis thaliana (thale cress)
Lineage: Eukaryota; Viridiplantae; Streptophyta; Magnoliopsida; Brassicales; Brassicaceae
Product: Putative membrane lipoprotein
Exons: 1
Coding region: 162-647 (161 amino acids)
Cellular component (GO): mitochondrial membrane
Source: RefSeq, marked reviewed
UUUUUUUACUGUUCUUUGGACUAGAUAGAGAACUCGCGGAGUGGGGGUUCCUAUUAGCUUCGCAGCUUUUAGGAUACUCCGCGCUUUCAUUCUGUCUAGGAAGAAGAGAAUCCCCUGUAGCUCUACGAGGGGGAAUUCUACCUCUCAUUUUGCUUUGUCUCAUGUUAUAUGGACUAAGGUUAUACGCUUUUCAGGAGAUCUCUUUCUUAGACCCCUGGCAACUAGCCGCUAUAUUCUCGGGAUCGUGCGUUCUUUUUAUUUCCCUGGAGAAACGCACGCUAACAGGAUAUAUGCUGACCUUUAUACUUUAUUCGGUUCUCGCCCUUUUUGUAUCCGUUUGGCUCUCGUCCGCGGCGGGCAAAGCGGGAAUACCGAUCGAAGGGAUGGUCUUCCUUUUAUUUCUGAUCGGUGGGAUUUGUUUUAUAUGUCUUAUACAAAAGAUAUUUCAACUCACUCCCAAUACAGUACAGGCCCUGAUUCCUAUCCUCUUCAGUGCACUCUUCUUCUUUUUAGAAGAACUUCCUGCGCUGGAGGGUCUACCUCUCUUGAAAUGGCUAAAAGGUCUAGACUUGCUUUUACUACUUGUGGGUCUCCUGCUCUUAAUUUUUAAUGAGAAUCGACAGGGAGGAGAUGGCGAAGGGUCAUAAUAGAAUUAAGAGUUUCGAUGCCGAUUGAGCUGAGCCCGAAUAAAAUGACAGUGGGCUCCCAGAUUACUUAGCACACUAAACCACAAGAGUGCUCCAGGAACUGGGCAAAAAGACCUAGAACUACGGACGUGUCUGAUGCUUUCUUCCUUGUCCUUGAAAAGAGGAAGAUUGCUACGUAGGCUGUUGCUGGAGAAGAACGUAUCAGCAACUCGACGAAAAAAUGGUAAAAAGGGGAAAGGACAGUAUUCGAUGGAUCAGCCAACCAUGAAAACUUUCCUUCUCCGCAAGCUCUCAUCUACCUUUCUGAAUAGGGCAUCUCGACUAGUCUUGGAACCGGCUUCUCUUAUGAUAUAGAUGGUUGAGAGAUACGAGACUAUGAUGAACCGGAAUAAAAGAUAAUGCGAUCGGACAAAUAAUACAGGCCAAGAACCACACCCCAAAGUCAGGCCCCUGCGAGGUAAGGGCUCCAGAGGAAGAGAGGGAAGAUCGGAAUUCCAUCACGCAUACAAUAAUAGGCUCCAAUCUCACCUACCCGAGGUUUCAUCCUUACACUUACAUGCCCCUUUUCCUCCUCAUCAAAUGAGAAGUCCAGGCUACAAGCCAAGGUCCGACUUGGAAGGGGCCGACCUUUAUCGCAAGCACUUGAGAUUCUCCUACCAUAGCAGUCAUAUCAGUACGAUGGAGAACGGGAAGCGACAAGGUAAGAAAUAUAGACGGGAGGAGCGGAUCAAGCAGUCCCCCGAGUGAGGAACAAGCCACUCCUAGCCCGCGUUUUGCUACUGGGAUUGGAACAAGAUAGAGGCCUGCCCUAAGGAAUAAGAUAACGGAUACUGUAAGCUUACUUAUCCGAGUUCACCGACUCAACUGCUAUAC